AUGCUUGAUAUCCUUACAGCACUCGUAAUAUCCCUUGUGCUUUACGAUCCAGCAGCUCGAAUCCCAAAGGUAUUUGCUUAUAGUCAGAUUACAAGUACAGUAAGAAAAGGUCAACAGUCUGAAAUUCAGGACAAAAUGGACUCGAAGGAUGAUUGGAUCACCAUCCUGGGAUUUGGUUCCCUUCUGUCGGAACGGUCCUCAAGAACAACCUUUCCCGAUCUCAAAAAUUUCCGGCUGGGCCGAGUGAAGAAUUACCGAAGGGUUUUUGGCCAUCCAGCCUCCAUCUUUUUCCAACGUGGAAUUGCCAACCUUGAAACAAAAGAAAUGUCGUCACUCUCCACAGAAUAUUUGGAGGGUCACCCAGGGUUCAUUUGCUCUGUAUUUGAAGUCCCUAAUGAUGAUAUGAUGGAAAAUGGUCUUCCUAGCCCUGCCUUUUUGGAACGUGAAGAAGAAUUUGAUAUAAUCGAGGUUCCCUAUGAGGAAUCCGAUGGGAAAGUAGUUAACAAAGGAAUUCUUUGUGCUGCCGGAACCGAUUCCAUCUACUUGAAACGUUGGGGACAAAAACGUUUCGAAGCCAAUUACAAAAAAUAUGGUGUAGAGAAAAUAUGGGGUUGGGAGCGAGACUCGGGUCUUCGGCCAUGUGCAGUCUACCUCCGUCACUGCUAUCUGGCGUCCAAAUCCAUGGGAGACACUUGCUUGGAUUCAUUUCUAGACGAGACGGUACUAGUCGAUAGAAAGACAACUGUCAGAGAAUAUUUGAAAGAAAAUCCACAAGUAUUGGAAACAGAGCCUCCUCCCAGUUUAGUUGGUAGAUACUCCGGUUAA
Molecule: messenger RNA, 825 nt
Organism: Cylindrotheca closterium
Lineage: Eukaryota; Bacillariophyta; Bacillariophyceae; Bacillariales; Bacillariaceae
Source: the annotation of a GenBank genome assembly